UGUGGCGCUGCUUCUCCCUCUCCUCAUGCUGCAAGAAGCGACUUGCUUCGCUCCUCCUUCCCUUCUUGCUCCCUCCUCUCCCAAGCUCACUGCCUCCUCUCCCAAGCUCACUGCCUCCCCUCGCUUCCCCCGCGCCACAUCGCAUCGGCUCUGCGAGAUGUCAGUCAGCGAGUACGAGACUCUGAAGGGGUUGAGAGUGAAGAACGUCAAGACAUGUGAAGGUGCCGACAUCGUCUCUCCGUCAGGCCGCCGCCUCCUCGUCUUCCUGACGCACUUCGGGGACCUCUCGUCUUGGGAGUACGCAAGACAGCUUCUGCACUACAUGCCUCUCCUCCACUCGCGAGGAGUCAAGGUGAUGGCGAUCGGCAUAGGCAGUCAAGAGGCUGGGAAGAAGUUCGCGGAUCAGCUCAAGUUUCCAGAGGAGCUCCUCUUCUUCGACCCCGACGCCUCCUGUGCGGCUGAGCUUGGUUUCAGCGCUGGGUUCGGAAGAAGCUCAGCACGAGACGCACAGUCGAACCCUCUAUCACCUUAUCUUCGUCUCCUCCCCAUGCUCCUUGGCAUCGGGUCUCCCGGAACCCUCGGGCAGGUGAUCUACGGCUACUUCGGCGACCGAGGCUACGAUCCUAAAUGGACAGUCUCACACCUAAGAGACUUUGCGACUGGAAGCUUCCCCUUCGUCGAGCCGGAGCUCUUUGAUAGGCUGGGCUCAGGUUAUCUCCGCCCCUUCGAGCUCGCCACAGUUCGUCUUCAGAACAUGAUCGGCAUCUUGGAGCAGUGGAACGAGCUGAUCCCUGAGAACCAGGAUCUCGUCGUACAGCAAGGAGGAACGAUCGUGAUGGAAGGCGACCAGACCAUAUACAGAUUUGACGACAGAGGCAUUCUCGUCUACGCGGGAGAGCGAGGGGUCGCCUCGGUCCCGCAGGUGAUCGAGAAGGCGCUAGGAGAGAAGCUGUGAUGCGGCUCGUGUCAGUGCGAGUUCAGCCGCAUCAGAGGGCAAGGACAGGCGUUAGUUUCUUGUGCUCCUGCUCAUUGAGAGUGAAGCUAAACAUGUUCUGCC
Guillardia theta CCMP2712 is the source of this 1057-nucleotide messenger RNA. RefSeq lists its product as hypothetical. Lineage: Eukaryota; Cryptophyceae; Pyrenomonadales; Geminigeraceae. The transcript has 10 exons. Gene Ontology annotation, molecular function: antioxidant activity. The record is from RefSeq and is a predicted model, not a curated record. The coding region runs from base 26 to 955 and encodes 309 amino acids.